UUUUUUAAAGCCCGGCUGAAUUCACUAGUAAAUUUUGAAUGUGAAGAACAGGAAGUGAGUCCACUGAGGGAGGCAGAAGGUGGCCUUAUCGAAAGUAAAAGAAAACUUCUUCCUGGAGGUGUUUCCAUCCACACUCUCCUCAUCCCCACCCUCUUUCAAGGGAUUUUUCUCAGGCUGGGUGGACAGGCCUUAGGAGUCUGUGACGUUAGGCCGUUCGGGGGUCUUGGCAUCGGGUGCUCUGUGGAUGUCGCUGGGACAGGGGGACCAGCAUUAAAUGGGGUUCGUACUACCUCGUGAGGUGGUACUGCGGAUUUAAUGAGAUAAUACAUGGUAACUGCUUGAGGCUGUGCCUGGUGCUACUAAGUUCUCAGAGAAAACAGGCCUGUGAAGAAGCUGCUGCCUCUGUACUGUGAGGGUCCCAGGACUGGCUUCUUUGGUAAGGCUACCACAACCCUCUCCUGACACUUGGACAACAUGAAUUUCAGUAAAUGCCUCUAUAAUAUUGGAGAACAGCUGGACAGUGAUGAGCUGGCUUCCCUCAAAUUCCUGAGCAUGGACUACAUCCCCCAGAAGAAGCAGGAGCCCAUCAAGGAUCCCCUGAUGUUAUUCCAGAGACUCCAGGAAAAGAGACUGUUGGAGGAAAACAACCUGUCCUUCUUGAAGGAGCUUCUUUUCCGAAUCAACAGACUGGACCUGCUGGUCACCUACCUGGACACCAGCAAGCAGGAGAUGGAGCAAGAGCUUCAGAUCCCGGGCAGAGCCCAGAUCUCUGCUUACAGGGUCAUGCUUUUUCAGAUUUCAGAAGAUGUAAGCAAACUGGAAUUGAAGUCCUUUAAGUUUUUUUUGAGCCAGGAGAUCCCUAGAUGUAGAGUGAACGAUGAUUCGAACUUGUUUGAUAUUUUCAUAGAGAUGGAGAAGAGGGUCAUCCUCGGGGAAAGAAAUUUGGACACCCUGAAAAGAAUCUGUGACCUAAUAAACAGGAGCCUGCUGAAGAAAAUCACGGAUUAUGAAGAAUUAAGCCAAGAGCGAACAAUGAUCCCGCAAAGAAGUCUAGAUGAAAUUUCAAAUGAUAUGUCUCAGUUGCUUGUAGGAGAGAAAUCGCUGAGGAUACCGCCAAUGUCAGACUCUCCAAGGGAACAGAACUGUGGAUCAGAGACAUCGGACAAAGUUUACCAAAUGGAAAGCAAACCUCGAGGAUAUUGUUUGAUCUUUAACAAUUAUGACUUUAGCAUAGCACGGAAGGAAGUGCCCAAACUUCACAGCAUUAAGGAUAGGAAUGGAACAGACUUGGAUGCAGAUGCUUUGCAUCAGACCUUUAGUGAGCUUCAUUUUGAGAUCGUGCCUUUCAGAGACUCUACGGCUAAGGAAAUCUGUGACGUUCUCAAAUCCUACCAAAGCAUGGACCACACUACCAGGGACUGCUUCAUCUGCUGCAUCCUCUCCCAUGGAGACAAGGGCAUCAUCUACGGCUGUGAUGGACAGGGAGUCCCCAUCUGUGAGCUCACCUCUUACUUCACUGGUUCUAAGUGCCCUUCCCUUGCAGGGAAGCCCAAGAUCUUUUUUAUUCAGGCUUGUCAAGGGGAUAACUACCAGAAGGGGAUCGCUGUUGAGACCGACUCUGAACAGAAUGAAGCGUGUUAUGAAUCAGACUCCUGUCAGAAGAGAUAUAUCCCAGACGAUGCUGACUUUCUGCUGGGGAUGGCCACUGUGAAUGAUUGUGUUUCCUACCGAAACCCCAUGGAGGGAACGUGGUAUAUCCAGACACUUUGCCAGAGCCUGAGAGAAAGAUGUCCUAGGGGAGAAGAUAUUCUCAGCAUCCUUACUGAAGUGAAUUUUGAAGUGAGCAGUAAGGAUGACAGGAGAAACAUGGGCAAACAGAUGCCACAGCCGACCUUCACGCUGCGGAAAAAGCUCAUUUUCCCUUGUGACUGAUGCUUUAACUGCAUAACACUAUGCUUAAUUUAAUUUUGAUGCAAGUGCUGCUCUUGCUUUUC
Messenger RNA from Mustela lutreola (European mink), 1994 nucleotides. RefSeq names its product caspase 8 (gene CASP8). Gene Ontology annotation, molecular function: cysteine-type endopeptidase activity; protein binding. NCBI's taxonomy places the organism in Eukaryota, Metazoa, Chordata, Mammalia, Carnivora, Mustelidae. Gene Ontology annotation, biological process: proteolysis; negative regulation of extrinsic apoptotic signaling pathway via death domain receptors; apoptotic process. The transcript has 11 exons. The coding region runs from base 475 to 1932 and encodes 485 amino acids. The record is from RefSeq and is a predicted model, not a curated record.